Carcharodon carcharias (great white shark) is the source of this 1173-nucleotide messenger RNA. It is a transcript of the gene evx1, whose product is annotated as even-skipped homeobox 1. Gene Ontology annotation, cellular component: nucleus. The record is from RefSeq and is a predicted model, not a curated record. Gene Ontology annotation, biological process: regulation of transcription by RNA polymerase II. Bases 1 to 1173 code for a protein of 390 amino acids. Gene Ontology annotation, molecular function: RNA polymerase II cis-regulatory region sequence-specific DNA binding; DNA-binding transcription factor activity, RNA polymerase II-specific. The transcript has 3 exons. Lineage: Eukaryota; Metazoa; Chordata; Chondrichthyes; Lamniformes; Lamnidae.
AUGGAAUCAAGAAAGGAGAUGCUGCUGAUGAUGGAGCGAGGUCAGCAUGGCAAUCUUGCUGGCAGGAGGGUGUCGAAUUUGUCAGAACCAGCUGGAAGCCCAGUAACCGAGUCCCAAGAAAACGUGGUCCAGAGGAAUUGUUUGAGUCCUGAGUCGGCGCCUGUGACACUGGAGAGUGGAGACGAGGAGACCGAUGCCAGAGCCGAUGGUAGCACUCAGAUGAGACCCGGCUCAAGACUCCUUGUCCCGGACAAGUCAUCAUUAGAUGGUCGCUCGGCGAAAAGUAAAUGCCUCUCUGUCCAAAACAGUCCGGAAACUGAGUCAGAUUAUUAUGAUGAGAUAGAUGUCAGUUGUACUGCAGACUGUGUGCCGGGAAAUCAAGAUUACCACGGAAACAAAGGUUCAGGGCACUCUUCCGAUCCGAUGGGCAGUAACGGCGGGGGAGAGCUUCCCAAAGUGAACAGUUCCCAGAGCCUGAUGGGCGGCAGUGGAGCUGAUCAGAUGCGCCGGUACCGGACCGCUUUCACCAGAGAACAGAUCGCCAGGCUGGAGAAGGAAUUCUACCGGGAAAACUACGUUUCCAGGCCCAGGAGAUGCGAGUUAGCAGCGGCUUUAAAUUUACCAGAAACCACUAUCAAGGUGUGGUUCCAAAAUCGCAGAAUGAAGGACAAGAGACAGCGUUUGGCUAUGACCUGGCCUCAUCCCGCCGAUCCUACUUUCUAUACUUACAUGAUGAGCCACGCGGCGGCCGCUGGCAACCUGCCCUACCCCUUCCCAUCCCAUGUACCUCUUCACUACUACCCUCACAUGGGCAUGUCUGCAGCAUCAGCCUCAGCGACCAGUCCCUUCAGCACCCCUCUGAGACCCCUGGACACCUUUAGGGUUCUUUCCCACCCCUACCCGCGACCAGAAUUGCUGUGUGCAUUCAGACACCCCUCCCUAUACCCUUCUACCACUAACCAUGGAAUUGGUAGCGCAGCGAGCAGCCCUUGCUCAUGCCUAACGUGCCAUAGCAGCCAAUCGAACGGGGUGGUACAAAGACCUGCGGGGACAGACUUCACAUGUGCUUCAACCUCCAGAACUGACACAUUCCUCACCUUCACACCUUCUGUGUUGGGCAAGGCUGCUGCGGUAUCCCUGGACCAGAGGGAAGAAGUUCCUUUAACGAGAUAA